CCGCAACAGAGCCACCCUAGCCCCAGCCGAGGCGACUCCCGUACCUGCACGUCUCCCCUCCCCUCCCCGGUGGUUGGAGCCAUUAUAGAGGGCGAGGAGCAUCAUCAUCUCCUACAGUCCCAAGAUCCCAACCCCAUCUCCAGCCUGCCCCCUCCCCCAGUCCCCAAAUCCGUAGUCCCGCGCGCCGCGAUGGAGGCGAGCAAGCUCAAGGCGGCCAGGCUCCUGGAGCAGAUGAGCGCCCACCUCGCCACCGACGCCGGCAAGGAGAUCGCCAACAAGGUCGGCUUCGUCUACCAGCUCAACAUCUCGCCCAAGAAGAUGGGCGUGGACGAGGAGAUCUUCGUCGUGGACCUCAAGAAGGGCGCCGUCUCCACAGGGAAGUACGAGGGGACGCCGGACGCGGCCUUCACCUUCACCGACGACGACUUCCUCGCCAUCGCCAGCGGCAAGCUGAACCCGCAGAUGGCGUUUAUAAGGGGCAAGCUGAAGAUCAAGGGGAGCAUCAGCGCCGCGCAGAAGUUCACGCCGGACAUCUUCCCCAAGCCGUCCAAGUUGUAGAACGCCGGAUUGCCGUGCCUUGCCCCAGUGAUCGGUUAAUAAAAGAGUCAGUUAUGCUCGCGAUGGCAAUUUGGUGUGACCAGAGUGUAAGAGAGUUUGUUUACCUAGAACCACCACAAGAACAACAGAAGUUUCAGUGUCUGGAGUGAAAUUCGUUUUCUUUGGUUGAGAAGGAGACCACUAGGUACGAACGAUGUGUACUGUGGCGAUGAUGAUAGGCUUUCUCGAUGGCUCACCGUUUACUGUUA
Triticum urartu is the source of this 806-nucleotide messenger RNA. It is a transcript of the gene SCP2, whose product is annotated as sterol carrier protein 2. The record is from RefSeq and is a predicted model, not a curated record. Gene Ontology annotation, cellular component: cytosol. NCBI's taxonomy places the organism in Eukaryota, Viridiplantae, Streptophyta, Magnoliopsida, Poales, Poaceae.